AUGGAGAACCACAAAAACUCAUUUCAGUGGAGGGGGUAUGUAGCUGUUUUCCUGAUUUUCUCCUCAAUUCUAAAAUCAGCAUCUGCUGUUAAUCAUUAUUCCAUACCCGAAGAGAUGGAGAUAGGCACCGUUGUUGCGAAUCUAGCCGCUGAUUUAAACCUUGACGUGAAAACACUGAGCAGGAGGAAAAUGCGGCUGGACAAUGUGGCUAACAAAAAAUACCUUGAAAUAAACAAAGAGACGGGGGAUCUCUAUAUAUUAGAACGGAUUGACAGAGAAUAUCUUUGCACUACCAAAUCAGCAUCCGCGUGCGUGCUGAAAUUAGACGCUACAAUUGAAAAUCCUGUUCGAAUGUUUAAUAUCGAAUUGGAAAUAUUAGACAUCAACGAUAACGCACCGCAUUUCCGACGAGAUACUAUGCAUCUGGACAUAUCUGAAUCCACCCCGGUUGGUGAGCGAUUCUCUUUAACCAAUGCUGUGGAUCCUGAUAUAGGCUCGAAUUCAAUCAAAACAUAUUAUCUUAGUGAAAACGAUCAUUUCAACCUAGAAAUACAGACUGGGCGAGAUGGAACUAAAUUCACUGAUCUUGUUUUGAAAAAAUCACUUGACCGGGAAAAACAAAAUAUCCAUAAUUUAAUACUUACUGCUGUGGAUGGUGGGAUUCCUGCACGGUCCGGUACAGCCAGCAUUGUCGUCAGGGUGUUAGAUACAAACGACAACACACCACAGUUUGAUAAGGAAAGCUACACGAUACAGCUAUCCGAAAACUCGCCCAUUGGAAGUCUUGUUGUAAAAUUAAAUGCAACAGACCUGGAUGAAGGCUCAAAUGCAGAAAUCACAUACCUAUUCAGUCUAUACACAUCAGAGAAAACACAACAAACGUUUACUUUAAAUCCUGAUAACGGCGAGAUUAGAGUAAAGGACAUGGUGAAUUACGAGGAUUUCAAAAUUUAUGACAUGGAGAUAAUAGCAAAGGACAAGGGCAUAAACCCUUUGUCGGGGCGAUGCAAAUUAACCAUUCCAAUAACUGACAUGAAUGAUAAUCAUCCGGAAAUUUCAGUCAAGUCAUUUCAAAGUACAGUGAAGGAAAACAUUGACGUCGGUACAGUCAUUGCUGUUGUAAGUGUCAGCGAUAAAGAUUCCGGGGACAACGGUGUUGUAGAUAUUAAAAUUGACAAUAAUUUACCAUUUGCCUUGAAGGGAUCUGCAGACAACUAUUAUGAAUUAGUUGUAGCAAAACCUCUGGAUAGAGAAAAGGUUCCCGAGUAUGACAUCAUAUUUACUGUCACUGACAGGGGAAGUUCUCAGCUAUCUGAUAAUGAGACAAUAACGCUAGAACUUCUUGAUGUUAAUGAUAACAUUCCUCGGUUCAAUCAGACGUUCUACACAAUACCUGUUACAGAAAAUAACUCACCAGGUGCACUGCUAACCUCGAUUACAGCUUUAGAUCCAGAUUUACACGAAAACCAGUACCUCGUUUAUUUCAUCAUCGAAAAGGAGAUAGCCAACACCUCCAUGUCCAUGCUAUUCUCUAUUAACCCAGAGAAUGGCAACCUUUACGCACUGAAAACGUUUGAUUAUGAGAUAGAAAAGGAGUUUCUUUUCCACAUUGAGGCCCGUGAUUCAGGCGUUCCUCCUCUCAGCAGUAACGUCACAGUUCAUAUCAUCAUCAUGGACCAAAAUGAUAACACUCCAGUGAUCGUGUCUCCAUGGCGCGCGCAUGGCACCGUGGUUGAGGAAAAGAUCCCCAGGAACACCGAUAAAGGAUCUCUUGUUGCCAAAGUGAUCGCUAUUGACACGGACUCUGUGCACAAUUCUCGCAUAACGUACCAGUUCCUGCAGAACACGGAUGCUACAUUGUUUAGUUUAGAUCAGUACAAUGGAGAGAUCCGGACCAUGAGAAUGUUCAGCUAUAGAGACGCGCGUCACCAGCGCCUAGUGGUGAUCGCCAAGGAUAACGGAGAGCCUGCGCUCUCUGCCACCGUGACCAUCAAGAUCUCCACGAUAGAGACCGCUCUGAAAUCCUACGCUGACAUGACUGAAGUGCCUUUGGAAUAUGACAUCUUUUCGGACUUGAAUCUUUAUCUGGUGAUUGGACUGGGCUCAGUGUCAUUCCUGUUACUCAUCACCAUACUGGUCACCAUAGUAAUAAAGUGCCAGAAACCCAAACACAGCAAAGCAGCUCCUCCCAGUAGGAACAGUGUGGCCAGUGACAGGAACUCAGCUUUCGCAGAUUCAACACUCGUCUCCAAUGACGCAUACUGGUACAGCAUGUUCCUAGCGGAGACGCGUAAAGGGAAGCUGGUUGUCAGACAGCCGGCGCCAAAAGGGUCGAGGUACAUCGUGUCCAGUCUACCCAGGAGUACUGGAUUAACGGAGACCAGUGGCUCGGCCACCUCCACUUUACAGUCGCAGCAGUAUGUAAACCGCUAA
Messenger RNA from Sardina pilchardus (European sardine), 2433 nucleotides. RefSeq names its product protocadherin alpha-C2-like. Gene Ontology annotation, cellular component: plasma membrane. The transcript is spliced from 2 exons. The record is from RefSeq and is a predicted model, not a curated record. Gene Ontology annotation, molecular function: calcium ion binding. Lineage: Eukaryota; Metazoa; Chordata; Actinopteri; Clupeiformes; Clupeidae. Bases 1 to 2433 code for a protein of 810 amino acids. Gene Ontology annotation, biological process: homophilic cell-cell adhesion.